CGGAAAACCGUAACCUGCCGGCGCUUGAUGAUGCUCCGUGAGAGGGCUUUAACGUUAGCAAGAGAAGCUACAUCAGAGUCACUGCUUUGUCUGUGGACAUGUGGAGCAUCUACACAGCGCUAGUCUUUGCUCUAGUGGCAGCAUCGAGAUUUACACCUGUAUAUGUCCUGGAGUUCUGCCAAAGUACUGACCCUGACUGUCAUGACGACACAGCAUCAAACAGCCACCGAUCCCCACACACUGUCAAAUCCAGGUGGAACGUGAGCGUCUCAAACCUCAUGCAGGACCUGGGCCAGUUCAGAGUGUCCUGUAAAAAGCUAAUCGAAGCAUUCCCACUCGACGAGGUUGACGGCAACUUUGUUCACGCCGUGAAGAACUGCAUAUUUUCCGAAUCCACUCCAACCCCGCUGAAAGGACCGUUAAGACUGGCAGCAGUCUCUAAGGAUGUCAUAGAGGGGAUCUUGGAUUUAGAUGUGGCCGUAACACAGUCAGAUGAUUUCCUGCAGUAUGCCAGCGGUGGCAGACUGAUGUUAGGAUCUGUACCUCUUGCUCAUAGAUACGGGGGUCAUCAGUUUGGCUACUGGGCAGGUCAGCUGGGUGACGGUCGAGCACAUUUCCUCGGUCAGUAUUCCAACAGGAAGGGGGAAAUAUGGGAACUGCAAGUUAAAGGCUCUGGAAAAACACCAUAUUCAAGGUCAGGAGAUGGUCGAGCUGUGAUCCGUUCUUCUGUCAGAGAGUUCCUGUGCAGCGAGGCGAUGCAUUUCCUGGGCGUUCCCACCAGCAGGGCUGCCAGUCUAAUUGUAAGUGAGGAGCCAGUGUUGAGGGAUCAAUUCUACAAUGGCAAUGUGAAGACAGAGAGAGGAGCGGUUGUUCUCCGGUUAGCCAAGUCAUGGUUUCGGAUUGGAUCGUUAGAAAUCUUGGCUCAAAGUGGAGAGAUAGAUCUCCUGAGAAAGCUGUUGGACUUUGUGAUUAAUGAACAUUUUCCUUCGAUCAGUUCAAGCGACCCUGAUAAAUAUUUGGUGUUUUAUUCCGUGGUUGUAAAUGAAACAGCACAUCUGAUUGCCCAGUGGAUGUCUGUUGGGUUUGCACAUGGUGUGUGCAACACAGACAACUUCAGUCUCCUGUCUAUCACCAUCGACUAUGGACCAUUUGGCUUCAUGGAGUCAUAUAACCCCAAUUUUGUCCCCAACACAUCUGAUGAUGAGGGCAGAUACAGCAUAGGAGCUCAGGCCAGCGUCGGACUGUUCAACCUGGAGAAGCUCCUGGGGGCUCUGAGUCCUGUGCUUACCCAAAAACAGCAGAAAGAGGCUAAAGUGAUCUUAAAAGGAUAUGUUGGUAUUUACCAGAUGAGGUUUCACCAGAUGUUUAAAGAAAAACUGGGGCUUCUUGGUGAAGAGGAAGAAGACAGCUAUAUUAUUGCCUUCCUGCUUAAGAUGAUGGAGGACACACAGUCAGACUUCACUAUGACCUUCAGACAGCUCAGUGAAGUUUCAGUCCUACAGCUCUACAACAGGAGCUUCACACAGAUGUGGGCUCUUGAUAACUUAUCAUUGCACAAGCACUUCUCUGAUUGGCUCAAAAUGUACCUCCUGCGGGUCAGCCGACAAGAAAAUGAUACCGAUUUAGAUCAUCAAAACAGGAUGAAGAACGUAAAUCCUAGAUAUGUGCUGAGAAACUGGAUGGCAGAGUCAGCCAUAAGAAAAGCUGAGAUGAAUGAUUUUUCCGAGGUGGAGCUGCUGCACAAUAUCCUGUCGUCUCCCUUUGUUACACAACAGACUGCAGAGGAAGCGGGCUAUGCAGCAAGACCUCCACUGUGGGCUAAUAGGUUAAAGGUCAGCUGUUCGUCAUGAGAGAACCAUGGACAGAGC
Molecule: messenger RNA, 1868 nt
Organism: Toxotes jaculatrix (banded archerfish)
Lineage: Eukaryota; Metazoa; Chordata; Actinopteri; Toxotidae
Product: protein adenylyltransferase SelO-like
Exons: 20
Coding region: 99-1850 (583 amino acids)
Source: RefSeq, a predicted model, not a curated record